UAAACUAAGGACAUCCUGUGUCAUUUUAUGCUCAAACCUUCCUUUUUUUGGGUUACAUGUUCACCAUCACCAUUUUCUCUCAAAUCCCAAUUCUUUUUUGAAUAUCUCCACAAUGAAAGAGCAACUCCAACUCAAGUCCAUAACUCAAUGGAAGAAACAAAAAGGUGGAUUCAAGGCUUCCAUGUUUAUUUUUGUGUUGUCAGCAUUAGACAACAUGGGUUUCGUGGCAAACAUGGUGAGUUUAGUCCUAUACUUUUAUGGGGUCAUGCACUUUGAUCUCUCUAGCUCUGCCAACACCCUCACAAACUUUAUGGGCUCAACUUUCUUGCUCUCCCUUCUUGGUGGCUUCAUCUCAGACACCUACUUCAGCAGACUAACUACAUGCUUACUUUUUGGAUCACUAGAAGUUAUGGCUUUGAUAAUGCUCACAGUUCAAGCUGCUUUAGACCGUUUACACCCAGAUGCUUGUGGCAAGUCAAGCUGUGUCAAAGGUGGCAUAGCAGUCAUGUUUUACACAUCAUUGUAUUUAUUGGCUUUGGCCAUGGGAGGAGUCAGAGGAUCCAUGACUGCGUUUGGUGCUGACCAAUUUGAUGAAAAAGAUCCAAGAGAAGCAAAAGCUCUUGCAAGCUUCUUCAACUGGCUUUUGCUUAGUUCAACUGUGGGAUCAAUUAUAGGGGUUACAGGGGUUGUGUGGGUUAGCACCCAAAAAGCUUGGCACUGGGGCUUUUUCAUAGUAACCGUGGCCUCCUCCAUUGGCUUUGUCACCCUUGCUCUUGGCAAACCAUUUUACCGCAUCAAAACUCCUGGUAAAAGUCCCAUAUCGAGAAUUGCUCAGGUUAUUGUUGUGGCUUUUAGAAACCGAAAGCUACCACUGCCAGGGUCUCCUGAAGAACUUUAUGAGGUCCUUGAAGAUGUUACAUUAGAGAAGAUUGCGCACACCAACCAGAUGAGGUUUCUCGAUAAAGCUUGCAUUCUUCAAGAUAACGUUGAACCGAAGCCAUGGAGGGUUUGUACAGUGACACAAGUUGAAGAAGUGAAGAUCCUAACCAGAAUGUUACCCAUAUUAGCCAGUACCAUUAUAAUGAACACUUGUUUAGCUCAGCUUCAAACAUUCUCAGUUCAGCAAGGGAAUGUGAUGAACCUGAAACUUGGUUCUUUCACAGUGCCUGCACCAUCCAUUCCUGUUAUCCCCCUCCUUUUCUUGUUCAUCCUGAUUCCCACUUAUGAACUCUUCUUUGUGCCAUUCGCACGUAAGAUCACUCACCACCCUUCAGGAGUUACACAGCUUCAGCGUGUUGGUGUUGGGCUAGUACUCUCUUCCAUUUCAAUGACAAUUGCUGGGAUUGUAGAAGUGAAAAGAAGGGACCAAGGAAGGAAGGACCCAUCAAGGCCAAUAAGUCUUUUUUGGCUAUCUUUCCAAUAUGCUAUAUUUGGUAUUGCAGACAUGUUCACUCUUGUAGGACUCUUAGAAUUCUUCUACAGAGAAGCACCUGCAACCAUGAAAUCACUGUCAACCUCUUUCACAUGGUUGUCUAUGUCCCUUGGUUACUUCUUGAGUACUGUCUUUGUCAAUGUCAUUAAUACUGUUACCAAAAGGAUCACUCCAAGCAAACAAGGAUGGUUGCAUGGAUUGGAUUUAAAUCAAAACAAUCUCAACUUGUUCUAUUGGUUCUUAGCAAUCCUUAGCUGCCUUAAUUUUUUUAACUUCCUUUAUUGGGCCUCUUGGUACAAGUACAAAUCAGAAGACAACAAUUCUAAGAAAAAUUUGAAGGGUGUAGCAGAAGCACAAACACCUCUCAAAAUGGUUUGUGAGAGAAGACAAGAUGAGGAAAAAAAAAAGGAUGGAAGCAUCCAAGAUAUGAGAGCUAAGGCUAAAGAAAGCAGCCAAACAAGUGAGGCCAAUACUGAGGGACCCUCUUCCUCUGAUGAAACAGAUGAUGGAGAAAAAGAAAGAGACUCUAGAGAAAGGAAGCAUAGAUAAGGUCAGGAGGCUCAAGACAUGACUUGGUAUUAAGGACUGGAUAUGAUAAGUUGUAUGAGUAAAAUACUUAAAUAGAU
Molecule: messenger RNA, 2058 nt
Organism: Abrus precatorius (Indian licorice)
Lineage: Eukaryota; Viridiplantae; Streptophyta; Magnoliopsida; Fabales; Fabaceae
Product: protein NRT1/ PTR FAMILY 4.5-like
Exons: 6
Coding region: 113-1981 (622 amino acids)
Biological process (GO): transmembrane transport
Cellular component (GO): membrane
Molecular function (GO): transmembrane transporter activity
Source: RefSeq, a predicted model, not a curated record